Molecule: messenger RNA, 1684 nt
Organism: Lethenteron reissneri (Far Eastern brook lamprey)
Lineage: Eukaryota; Metazoa; Chordata; Hyperoartia; Petromyzontiformes; Petromyzontidae
Product: probable palmitoyltransferase ZDHHC24
Biological process (GO): peptidyl-L-cysteine S-palmitoylation; protein targeting to membrane
Cellular component (GO): endoplasmic reticulum; Golgi apparatus
Molecular function (GO): protein-cysteine S-palmitoyltransferase activity
Source: RefSeq, a predicted model, not a curated record
CCCAGUUCCCACGGUGUGAUGGUUUUUUGUUUUAGCUCUGCAAGGAACCUGAAGGAACCCCCCCCCCCCCCACGUAGGCCAGACGGCGUACAAGUUCCUCUCGAUGCCAACACUCUUGCAGGACAGGGUGAGAACGACCUCAAGCACAGCAAGGCCGAGUCAUGGGGGUGGGGUGGGGGAGUCGAGCCCAGGAUCCUGCUGUGAUGAUGCCACCGCGAGCCGGGGUCACCAGGGAGACGGGGCCCUGGGUCACGGAGGCGGAGCUCGGCACACGGAAGGGAAUCGGCGUCUCUCCUCUCCCGUUUCUCCUCUCUCUCGUCUCUCUCUCCCCUCUCUCGCCUGCCCUCCACGUCGUGUCUCGGGCUCCAAAGGAGCCGUCUCCCGGGUGUGAGCCGCAGCUCGACUCCGCGCCGCCCCCAGAUCGCAGUGCUUCCAGCGCCGUGCAGCGAUGAGAUUCCUGCUGGGGUUGCUGGCGUCAGCCGGCCACUGGCUGCCGAUCGUGCUGACGAGCACCAUGGUGGCGAUAGGUGUUCGCGCAAGGGAACCUGCUCAUCCUGAGCCAGGGGGCGGCUGAGGAGGGCUCGUGGGAGUCACUGCCCUCUCUGCUUCUUGCCUGGCUGCUGCUGGCUGGGGUGCUCGGUAACAUUGGACUCUUCAUGUGGAGAGAUCCGAGCAUCAAGAAGGUGUUUCUGCCAUCCCACCAGGGUCAAGGAUGGAGGUACUGCUACCACUGCGAGAGCUACGUCCCUCCACGCAGCCACCACUGCUUCGAGUGCCACGUGUGCGUGCUGCGCCGCGACCACCACUGCGUGUUCUUCGGCCGCUGCGUCGGGUUCGCCAACUUGCCGGCGUUCCUCGCCUGCCUCCUGCACCUGUGGCUGGGACUGCUCUACUCGCUGGUGCUCAAUGCGCACACGCUCGUCGCCCUGGUGCAGCAGGGCUUCGGCGUCCGCCUGCUGCUCUCGCUGUUCAUGCCCUGGCUCAUGUGGAUCCUGGGCCAAAUGAAUUCACGGGACUUCCUGAGCACGUUCGUCGCCGAUAUGAGCUUUGUGGGAUUCCUGUUCGUGAGUGGCAUGCUGGCGUUCCACAUGUGGAUUGUGGCGCAUGGCCAGACGUCGGCAGAGUGGACACACGGCUUCAAGCGCUACGACCUGGGCCUCCAAAGAAACCUGCAGCAGAGCCUGGGCGACCGCUGGUACCUGCUGUGGCUCUCCCCGUUCCUCCCGGCGCGACUCCCACCGGGGGACGGGAUCCACUUCACUGAGGGACACUCGGCAGCGUCCCAAACGGCGUCGCCGCCAGCGGCACCCUCGCGGCGUGGUGCUCGCACGGUCAAGAAUCUCUGAGUCGGCGGACACCUGGGUGGCCGGGGUUCAUCCGUUGCUCCAAGAGCUGAAGUGUCGGCUGAUGUAACGAUCGCCAGCGCGGCACCGUCGCGCCCUCCUUGAGUGAGUCGGGUUAGCGGCGGCGCCAGAGAUGGGUCCCACUUGACCGGCGCCUUGAUCUCAGGAGAUGAUGGGAUCCUCUGAAUCAAAAACGCUCCAUUGCUCCGCUUGGUUUUGUUUUUAUUAUUUUUAUAUUUCUGACUUGUCAAUCAGGUGCAUGAUGGCUCGAUUUUGUACGAUGUAUUGAUGUGUGUGCCUCCAUCGUGAUGUUUUACAUAAUAAAUGUGAGAUGACCUUUG